CACCGGAGCCAACCAGACUGACUCUUCCUUCGGCCAGCUGAAGGACGCCUCCCCAAUAAUCUUUUUCCCUCCUCUGCUUCCUCCCACCCCCCAAUGACUCGUCCACUCUUCUCCUCGUCCUGCUCGCCUGUUCUGUUCAUAUAUCCUCCUGCUUCUCCUUUUCGAUGCCACCGCCGUCCUCCUACAGUUGAGCCAGAUACCUUGCUUCUUCCGCUUCACCCGCACCUCUCCUCCGUGUUGAAUGGCCGCUUCGUCCCCGUAAACCGCGAGCGAGGCCAUGGCCACCCGCCUUCCUCCUUUAAACGAUGUCGCUCCUCCCCCGGCCCUUGAGUCGUCAUCGUCGACCUCGUCCUUUUCCUCCUCCAUACUUCAAGGGCCGUCCACUGCCGCCCCGGUCGCGACCGCGGGUCCGGAUGUGGUGAAAUUGGAAGAUUCCCCCACUCCGUCCGCAUUGACCUCCGCGGAUGCAGAAACUCCCGCACCGGACAACAAUGGACCACCGGCGACGGGUGCCGGCCGCAAACGUAAAUUGAACUGCACCUCUGCGCGAGGCGUCGCGAACCUCACGCCUGACCAAUUGGCGAAGAAGCGAGCCAACGACCGGCAGGCCCAGCGCGCCAUUCGCGAGAGAACGAAGGCACAUAUCGAUUCUCUGGAACAAAGAGUCCGCGAUCUUUCGUCGCAGAAACCGUUUUUGGACCUUCAGGCGGCAUUGAAACAGAAUGAAGUCAUCCAGGCGGAAAACAGAGAGAUCCGACAAGGGCUCAAGGUGAUCAUGGAUAUCAUCCAGCCUCUGCUGGGGAAACAAGACAAGCCGAACCCUCUCACUUCCACGCCGUCCUCAACCAGUGCUCGAAUCCCCCCGAUAACAACGACGCCGCCUUUGUCCGACAGCAUCCGUUUCUCGGCCCAUUCUCAGCGAUCUGCCGCAGGCGAGCAUCCGUACGCUGAGUCUACUACGAGCACCGAGACUUCUUCCGCCACCGCGCACGCGGCAUUCACCUCCAGUGCGGCACGCCGCGAAAUUACAACGGCCGGUCCGGGUUCUUUCCGCAUCGCGUUCGACUAUCAGCGACACAAUCUGGCUCACGGUCUGGACUUUGGCGGAACGGAUGAACGGAUGGGCUUCAACUUCUUGCUUGAUGCAUCGCAGCAAGUUCCUAAGGUGGAGGGGUUUCGACGUUCCUCAGAGACACAGAGGCCGCCUUUGAAUGCAUCUCCCACAUACCCCUCGCCGGUUCAUACCGCUAUGGCGGAGCAGCCACUGCCCGCCUUCCUGACCCCGAUUCGCAACAUCGCUCCGACAUGCACUCUAGACGCCAUUCUGUUGGAUUUUCUUCAUAACCGUCAGAAUCAAGCCGCGAAGGGGGUACCGAAACAGAGUCUCGUGGGGCCUUCUUACCCCAGCGUCUCAUCCUUACUCAAUCCGGAGAAAAGCGUUUAUUCACAUCCCUUGUCCAAAGUGUUCACCGAUAUCUUGCGGACAUUCCCGGAUAUCUCCACUCUUCCUGAGCAGGUAGCUGUGCUGCUUCUCAUGUUCCUCCUUAUGCGGUGGCAGAUUUACCCAACCCCCGAAAAUUACGACCGGUUGCCCGAGUGGCUCACUCCUCGUCCGUCCCAGCUUCUCACAGCCCAUCCGGCCUGGAUCGACUACCUGCCAUGGCCGCGGAUGCGAGACCGCUUGGUGAUGUCAUAUCACGAAUACCCGUUCGAGAAUUGGUUCAUUCCCUUUACACGCACCUUGUCCGUCAAUUGGCCCUAUGAGGCGACAGAUUGUCUCCUGUCUUCCGGCGACGGCGAUGAGCUUAUGAUCAACCCUGUGUUUGAAAGGCAUUUCCGCAAUAUCAGUAACUGGUCGCUGGGGCCCGCUUUUGCGGAAGCCUACCCUUCCUUGGUGGAGACCACGAAGAUUCGAUCGUCGCAGUAAUCCAGACGAAGUACCGGUCAUCUCCUUUGUGGCGUUGAUAAGUAAGGUACUUCACUGGCUUUUAUGCUGGCCGUGAUGAUCUGAUCCUAGUUCGACCGUGCCUUAUUCUCUGUGUCAUCCACGCCUUGCUGUACUCUGG
Aspergillus ibericus CBS 121593 is the source of this 2066-nucleotide messenger RNA. Its product is annotated as bZIP transcription factor. NCBI's taxonomy places the organism in Eukaryota, Fungi, Ascomycota, Eurotiomycetes, Eurotiales, Aspergillaceae. Gene Ontology annotation, molecular function: DNA-binding transcription factor activity. The record is from RefSeq and is a predicted model, not a curated record. The transcript has 2 exons. Bases 278 to 1927 code for a protein of 549 amino acids. Gene Ontology annotation, biological process: regulation of DNA-templated transcription.